AUGUCCUAUUCUGAGACGUUAGAGCAGGCUCUCAUUGUGGUGAGACAACAAGCUGUUCUUAUGCAGAGAUGUAUUCAGCAGCGUAAACUGAUGGAUGCAUUAAAACACGCAUCAAUGAUGCUGACAGAAUUGAGAAAGCCAGAUUUAUCCCCGAAACAGUAUUACGAAUUAUACAUCAUGAUAUUCGAUUCACUAUCACUUCUAUCGAGUUAUUUGACUGAUAAUCAUCCAAAACUUCAUCAUUUAGCAGAUCUUUACGAGUUGGUUCAAUAUGCGGGCAAUGUAGUUCCACGUCUCUACCUUAUGAUCACAGUGGGAACAAGUUAUUUAAAAUGUGCAGAUUCACCUCGAGAAGAAAUUCUAAAGGAUAUGAUAGAGAUGUGUCGAGGUGUUCAAAAUCCAAUGAGAGGUCUUUUCCUUAGGUAUUACUUAUCACAACGUACUAAACAAUUACUACCUGAAAAUGCAAUAGAAUUCAAUGCUAAUUUUGUCAUUACCAAUUUUAUUGAGAUGAAUAAAUUAUGGGUCCGUUUACAACAUCAGGGACCUCUUAGAGAAAGGGAACAGAGAACUAAGGAACGUAAGGAAUUGCAAAUUUUAAUUGGAUCUCAGUUAGUAAGGCUAUCGCAAAUUGUUGAUGACAAUCUAGUCAUUUAUAGGGAUAACAUAUUACCAGUUAUCUUAGAACAAGUGGUUCAAUGUAGAGAUGUGGUUUCUCAGGAAUAUUUACUAGAUAUUGUUUGUCAAGUUUUCCCAGAUGAAUUCCAUUUAUCAACGCUAGAUUCACUGUUGGAAUCUACUUUACACAUGCAUCCUGAUGUUUCUAUCAAUAAAAAUGUACUUACGUUAAUCGAUCGUCUGAAUGGGUAUAUCGAUAGGAAAGAGCAAGAACAAGAGACGGCACAAGUGGAUUCAGAUCUUUUCAAAGUUUUUUGGAAUUACCUAAAGACAUUGAACGAAGAAAGACCAGAUUUAUCACUGCAACAGUUUGUGCCUUUAAUCGAAAGUAUAAUGGCUCUAUCAUUACGUUGGUAUCCUGACAAUUUGUCAAAUCUUAACGCUCUUUACGGAUUUACCGCUCAAAAAUGCAAGGAUUACGGUAAAGCAAUACCACAGAGUGCAGAAUACCUUUUCGUCAAUUUAUUAAUUUUACAAAAUUUUGAAUACGUUAAACGUUCCGCUGCCCUUUUCUACAACAUCAUAUCACAAUGCGAAUCGUUUAGAGAGUUACUUUCCUUACAAAACGUGCCAUUACAGAAAAGCAUUAUAAACACUAUUCUUGAUACGCUACUUUCAACUUCUACAGAAAAUGGUGACGUGCUUGUCAUUGAUUCCAAGACAAAUUUAGAAAAUUUAUUAUCAGUAAUGGAACCACUAAUCAGAUUUCGUGUGACCGCUACCACGAGGAGACCUUCCAAUAGUGCGUUGGGAUUAAGUGAUGAUCCAACAGAAGAUGAAGAAGGUAAUGGUUCUUGGGUAUUAGAUCCAUCUCAAGAAAAAUUGGCCAAAUUUUGUCAUUUGGCCGUUCGGUCUUUGCCAAAGGAAUCUAAGCAGUAUCGUAACGUGGAAAAUCAAGUGGAAUAUUUGCUUUUACUAAAGAAUUGGUAUUACAAAGGUGGUAAAAACAUUAAAUAUACCUAUCCAGCUAUUAUUACCAAUUUUUGGAAAUUGAUUAGAAAAUCCCACCUUUUGAAAUCAAGGCAAAAACUAACCAAAGAAACUGAAAAUAACUAUUCUAAUAUGAUAAAGCAAUUGUUCAAGUAUGCAUCUCGUUGCAUUAACGAUCUUUUCAACGUAUGUGGGUCAUCUGUGAUCGAUACCGUUUACAAACUAAACAUCCAAAGUGCCUCCCUUGCGGACCAAUUGUCACUAGGUGAAAUUGCUUACGAUUUUUUCUCACAAGCUUUCACCGUCUUUGAAGAGUCGCUGAGCGACUUGAACACUCAAUUUCAAGCUUUAGUCUACAUGAUGCAAUCAUUACAGAAGACCCGAUCGUUGUAUCAGGAAAAUUACUACGAUUCUCUAAUUGUUAGAUGUACACUGCAUGGAUCGAGACUCUUGAGGAAACAAGAUCAAUGUCGUGCAGUUUACCUGUGUUCCCAUUUAUGGUGGGCUACAGAAAUUGCAGUCAUUGGGGAAGAAGAAGGCACCACUACAGAUUUCUACAGAGAGGGUAAACGUGUAUUGGAGUGUUUGCAGAGGUCUCUGCGUGUAGCGGAUUCCACCAUGGACAAUAUUCAGAGUUGUCAAUUAAUGAUAGAAAUCUUAAAUCGUUGCUUGUACUAUUUCAUUCAUGGCGAUGAGCAUGAUACCCACGUUAGUGUGAAAUACAUCAAUGGUCUUAUCGAGCUCAUAAAGACAAAUUUGAAAUCAUUGAAACUUGAAGAGCAAGUAUCAGAGCAACAACAAUCCGCUACAAGAUUACAGGAUCUACACAUAGACGAUCAGGAUACUACAGAAUUGCCUUCUAGGAAAAAAUUUGUCAUGGGACUUGAUGGUACCUACAUCGAAAUUCCAAGGACGAACGGGACGCCGGCAUCGAUUUCUAACAAGCUAAAUUCCGUGUACAUUAACGAAAUGAUCCAUAUUCCGUUAGAGCACUUUGACAGGACCUGCGAAUAUAUUGUCAAUCAAAGGGAGAUUGACGACAGGUUUAAAGUAAUCGUUGUAUAA
Messenger RNA from Zygosaccharomyces rouxii, 2673 nucleotides. RefSeq names its product retromer subunit VPS35 (gene VPS35). The transcript has a single exon. Lineage: Eukaryota; Fungi; Ascomycota; Saccharomycetes; Saccharomycetales; Saccharomycetaceae. The record is from RefSeq and is a predicted model, not a curated record. The coding region runs from base 1 to 2673 and encodes 890 amino acids. Gene Ontology annotation, cellular component: retromer, cargo-selective complex; late endosome; retromer complex. Gene Ontology annotation, biological process: retrograde transport, endosome to Golgi; intracellular protein transport.